Molecule: messenger RNA, 1761 nt
Organism: Gracilinanus agilis (Agile Gracile Mouse Opossum)
Lineage: Eukaryota; Metazoa; Chordata; Mammalia; Didelphimorphia; Didelphidae
Gene: GAD2
Product: glutamate decarboxylase 2
Exons: 16
Coding region: 1-1761 (586 amino acids)
Biological process (GO): GABA shunt
Cellular component (GO): cytoplasm
Molecular function (GO): pyridoxal phosphate binding; glutamate decarboxylase activity
Source: RefSeq, a predicted model, not a curated record
AUGGCAUCUACCGGCUCUGGCUUCUGGUCCUUCGGGGCUGAAGAUGGCUCCGGGGACCCAGAGAAUCCUUCCACAGCGAGAGCCUGGUGCCAGGUUGCCCAGAAGUUCACUGGAGGCAUUGGAAACAAACUCUGUGCCUUGCUGUAUGGAGACGCGGAAAAGCCAAUGGAAACCGGCAGCGAGAAAGAGACUCAGGGAUCAACGGAAAAAAAGACUGUCUGUACUUGCAAUCAGAAGCCCUGUAGCUGCCCCAAAGUGGAUCUCAAUUAUGCGUGUUUACACUCAACAGAUCUGCUGCCAGCAUGUAACGGAGAAGUGGCCACUUUGUCUUUUCUCCAAGAUGUAAUGGACAUUUUGCUUCAGUAUGUGGUGAAGAGUUUUGAUAGAUCUACCAAGGUGAUUGAUUUUCAUUACCCAAACGAGCUUCUUCAAGAAUAUAAUUGGGAACUGGCAGACCAGCCUCAGACCUUGGAGGAAAUUUUGUCCAACUGCAGAACAACUCUAAAAUAUGCAAUCAAAACAGGUCAUCCUAGAUAUUUCAAUCAGCUUUCCACUGGAUUGGAUAUGGUUGGAUUAGCAGCAGACUGGCUAACAUCAACAGCAAAUACUAAUAUGUUCACCUAUGAAAUUGCUCCAGUGUUUGUACUUUUGGAAUAUGUUACAUUAAGGAAAAUGAGAGAAAUUAUUGGCUGGCCAGGGGGCAGUGGCGAUGGGAUCUUUUCACCUGGUGGUGCCAUAUCUAACAUGUAUGCUAUGUUGAUUGCACGUUUCAAGACGUUUCCAGAAGUCAAAGAGAAAGGAAUGGCAGCUAUUCCCAGACUGGUUGCCUUCACAUCUGAGCAUAGUCACUUUUCAGUAAAGAAGGGAGCUGCAGCCUUGGGGAUUGGAACAGACAGUGUGAUUCUGAUCAAAUGUGAUGAAAGAGGGAAAAUGAUUCCAUCUGAUUUGGAGAGAAGAAUUGUUGAAGUCAAACAGAAGGGAUUUGUUCCUUUCCUUGUGAGUGCCACCGCAGGAACCACAGUGUAUGGCGCAUUUGAUCCCCUUCCAGCUAUUGCUGACAUCUGCAAAAAAUAUAAGAUCUGGAUGCAUGUGGAUGCUGCUUGGGGUGGCGGACUGCUGAUGUCCCGGAAACAUAAAUGGAAGCUAAAUGGUGUGGAAAGGGCCAACUCUGUGACAUGGAAUCCUCACAAGAUGAUGGGUGUUCCGUUGCAGUGCUCAGCUCUGCUGGUUAGAGAAGAGGGGCUGAUGCAAAGCUGCAACCAGAUGCAUGCUUCUUACCUCUUUCAACAAGAUAAACACUACGACUUGUCUUACGAUACCGGAGACAAGGCUUUACAGUGCGGGCGCCAUGUUGAUGUUUUCAAAUUAUGGCUAAUGUGGAGAGCAAAGGGAACCAUCGGAUUUGAAGCCCAGGUUGAUAAGUGUUUGGAGCUGGCAGAGUAUUUAUACAAUCUUAUAAAAAACAGAGAAGGAUACAAAAUGGUGUUUGAUGGAAAGCCUCAGCACACAAAUGUCUGCUUCUGGUAUAUCCCCCCAAGUUUAAGACACAUGGAAGACAAUGAAGAAAGAAUGAGCCGCCUUCUAAAGGUUGCUCCUGUGAUUAAAGCCAGAAUGAUGGAGUAUGGAACCACAAUGGUCAGCUACCAACCCUUGGGAGAUAAAGUCAAUUUCUUUCGCAUGGUCAUCUCAAAUCCAGCAGCAACUCAUCAAGACAUUGAUUUCCUGAUUGAGGAAAUAGAACGCCUAGGACAGGAUUUAUAA